Schizosaccharomyces cryophilus OY26 is the source of this 1882-nucleotide messenger RNA. Its product is annotated as Sir2 family histone deacetylase Sir2. The record is from RefSeq and is a predicted model, not a curated record. Gene Ontology annotation, molecular function: NAD+ binding. Bases 299 to 1816 code for a protein of 505 amino acids. The transcript has 6 exons. Lineage: Eukaryota; Fungi; Ascomycota; Schizosaccharomycetes; Schizosaccharomycetales; Schizosaccharomycetaceae.
GUAAAUUUGUCAUAUAUUACGUCUACAAUUAAGAGAAUAAUUAUUUACUAUCUAAUAUUCUCCGUACAUUCAAAAGGGACGACUAGUUACUACCUCUUAUACGCACCCUUCUCAUAUACCAUUGAAGAAUCAGUACUGCGUUUUGACGACUUAAAAAUAAUUCUUAGCAGAGCUUUUUUUAGAAGUUUUGUUAUAAUUAGUCGAAUGUUUUGAAUAGAAAAAAGAUAAAAAAAUCAUUUUACGCUGUUUUGUUGCUGUUUAUCCCUCUUUUUUUUUAUUCGGUUAAUUGUUCGUUUCAAUGAGUUUCUCUCCUGCUGAAGAUUUGCAUUCCACUCCUAAAGAGGUCAAUUCUGAAGAUAAGGAUAAUGUAGAGGCAGCAAGUACAUCUAGCGUUUCUUCAAGUGCCAGUCUUCUAGUUGACAUUAUGUGUGGCAGCAAGGACGCAGAAGACUCUGAAGCUGAAUCUGAUGAGUGGGACCGACCGGACAUGGAUGAUCACGAAGUAAUCAAGCAACGCGAAGAGAUCAUCAAAUCCCUUCGUAUUCUGGGAUAUCCCAAGUUUUUACAAAAAUAUUAUGUUGAGCAACAGAUACCUGUGCGUUUAAUUUUAAAGAAACUGGGUAUAUCGCUGCCUACUGCAUUGGACGAAUUUGAGGAUUUAGACCUCCUGCCAUUACUAAAGGAAGUUCUAAAACGAGAAUCGUCACGCCGUUUAAAGCUACCCCAGUACAAUACUUUUGACGACGUAGUGAAACAACUGCACAACGCAAAAAAUAUUGUCGUUCUUGUAGGAGCAGGUAUCAGCACAAGCUUAGGAAUUUUGGAUUUCCGUUCAGAUAAUGGCUUCUAUGCUAGGCUUGCCCAGCAUGGCUUAUCCGAGCCAUCAGAAAUGUUUGAUAUCCGUACGUUCAGAGAAGAACCAGGAAUCUUCUAUACCUUCGCCAAAGAAUUAUUACCCGAAACUCAUCAUUAUUCACCAUCGCACGCUUUUAUUCGGUUACUAGAACAAAAAAACAAACUUGCUACUUUAUUCACACAAAAUAUUGACAAUUUGGAAAGAGAAACUGGGCUUUCCGAAGAGAAGAUUGUUCAAUGUCAUGGGUCUUUUGCGACUGCUACCUGUAUUCAAUGCAAACGUAAAAUAGAGGGUUCUCUAUUAUAUGAUGACAUCCGAAAUCAAAGAAUUUCUUAUUGUACCGAGUGCAAUCAGCCACCUACCAAAAAAAGAAAAUUAGCAAGCUCAAGCGAUCGUAUGUCCUCUGAUGCCUAUUAUCGCGAAAACGGAACGGAGGAAGAAGAAGAUGAUGUUCCUCAAGCCGGAGUGAUGAAACCUGACAUUACCUUUUUCGGCGAAGCGUUACCUGAUCAAUUUUUUGAGAAGGUGGGAAAUGGUGAUUUGGAAAAAACGGACCUGUUAAUCUGUAUCGGCACUUCCUUGAAGGUUGCACCAGUCUCUGAGUUAAUCAGUGUAGUUCCUCCAUCAACUCCCCAAAUAUACAUAUCAAGGACACCGGUCCGUCAUACUCAGUUUGAUGUAAACUUCAUAAGUCCAUUUUGUGAUUGGGUAAUUGUAGAACUAUGCAAACGUGCUGGAUGGUUGAAAGAUUUAGAAGAACUUUGCAAUGAACCUGGAUGUCACAUUGGGGCUAAGAAUAGAGCAUGGAAUACAGUUCUGGACGUACAAUUUGAGGAACCCUCAACUUAUUACAUUAAAAGUAAAGCAGAAGCGGAAGCUUUAAGUAACGAAAACGCACCAGAGGAAAUAAAGAGCAUUCACAAAGACAGCAUAGAAUCUGAUACGAAUCAAACUGUUUAGAAAACAAAUAUGUCAUUCAGUGUUGUUAAUAAAUGAGGUUUUUACUACGCCAAGCUUCGAAUCAUA